This is a messenger RNA of Exophiala spinifera, 1245 nucleotides long. RefSeq lists its product as uncharacterized. The record is from RefSeq and is a predicted model, not a curated record. The transcript has a single exon. Bases 1 to 1245 code for a protein of 414 amino acids. Lineage: Eukaryota; Fungi; Ascomycota; Eurotiomycetes; Chaetothyriales; Herpotrichiellaceae. Gene Ontology annotation, molecular function: small GTPase binding; GTPase activator activity. Gene Ontology annotation, biological process: nucleocytoplasmic transport; activation of GTPase activity. Gene Ontology annotation, cellular component: perinuclear region of cytoplasm; cytosol; nucleus.
AUGGCUGGAGAAACCUUUUCUCUUGCGGGCCAAGGCCUCAAACUUGACACCAAGGAAGAUCUGGAGAAGCACAUUGCCCCCCUCCAGGCGUCUUCGAACAUUACACACAUCGACCUCUCAGGCAACACGCUCGGGGUGUCCGCAUGCGAAGCGCUCGCGCCGAUACUCUCGUCCAAAAGCACCCUCCAGAGCGCCGACCUCCACGACAUCUUCACUUCCCGGCUCCUCGAAGAGAUCCCCCCGGCACUCUCAUCCCUCCUGACGGCGCUGCUGGAAUGCCCCAACCUGCACACGAUAGAUCUCAGCGACAACGCGUUCGGGCUGAACACGAAAGACCCGCUCGUCGACUUCCUGUCCAAGCACGUCCCGCUCAAGCACCUCAUCCUGAACAACAACGGCAUGGGCCCGAUCGCGGGGACGUCCAUAGCCGAAGCGCUCGUGGCUCUCGCCGAGCGCAAAGAGGCGGCGCGGAAAGAAGGCAGAGACGUCCCACACCUCGAGAGCAUAGUCUGCGGCCGCAACCGGCUCGAGAACGGCAGCAUGGCGGCGUGGGCCAAGGCGUACGAGGCGCACAAGGACGGCAUCAAGAGCGUCAAGAUGACACAGAACGGCAUCAGGCCCGAGGGCAUCUCGCACCUGAUCACCGCCGGCCUGCGCCACUGCGGAAACCUCGAGGUUCUAGACAUGCAGGACAACACGUUCACGCUCAAGGGCGCCCUCGCCCUCGCAAAGACGCUGGACGGCUGGUCCGGCCUCAAGGAGCUGGGCGUGGGCGACAGCCUCCUGGGCGGCAGGGGCUCCGUGCGGGUUUUCGAGUCGUUGGCCGCCGGGGGGAACGCGGGCGUCGAGAUCCUGAGGCUGCAGUACAACGACAUCACCCCCGCGGGGGUCAAGGCGCUCGUGCAGGCCGCGAGGGACGGACUGCCGAAGCUAAGACGGGUCGAGCUCAACGGGAACAAGUUCGAGGAGGAAGACCCGUCGGUAGAGGCGCUGUCCGAGCUCCUGAGCGAGCGCAAGGACGAGCACGGCAAGGACGACGACCCGGAAGAGCACUGGGGCCUGGACGAGCUGGACGAGCUCGAAGGCGAGGACAGCGACGAGGAAGAAGAGGAAGAGGAGGAGGAAGACGAGGCACGUGCCAAGCUUGUCGAGGUCGACGACCAGGCCGAGGAGGAGGCCCCCGUGGCGCAGAGGAAGGAUGCUGAAGUCGACGAGCUGGCCAGCAAACUUGAGAAGGCCUUGUGA